This is a messenger RNA of Salvia miltiorrhiza (redroot sage), 955 nucleotides long. Its product is annotated as PRA1 family protein F2. Gene Ontology annotation, biological process: vesicle-mediated transport. The transcript has a single exon. Gene Ontology annotation, cellular component: Golgi apparatus; endoplasmic reticulum. The record is from RefSeq and is a predicted model, not a curated record. NCBI's taxonomy places the organism in Eukaryota, Viridiplantae, Streptophyta, Magnoliopsida, Lamiales, Lamiaceae. The coding region runs from base 165 to 728 and encodes 187 amino acids.
AUAUUCUCCUAUCCAAACAAGCCUCAUAUAUCUCAACCGGAAUAAAUUAUUUCCUACAUUGCAUCCACGCUCCUUCAUUUACACCCCUUUCCAAUUUUCCCCCUUUUAUCAAAAAAACCCUCGCACAGCACAGUUCCCAAUUCUCCAUCGCCGACGCCGGAGAGAUGACGAGCUACGGCACCAUCCCGACCUCGUCGUCCCCGCCGGGCACCAACGUGAACCUCGAGUACAUCUCGCGCGCCAAGGAGCGCAUCAAGGAAGGCCUCGGCGCGCGCCGCCCUUGGCGCGAGAUGGUCGACAUCCACAGCUUCGGCCUGCCACGGUCCUUCCGCGAGGCGAUGGCGCGCGUGAAGACGAACAUCGCCUACUUCAGCAUGAACUACGUCCUCGUCGCGCUCGUGAUCGUGUUCCUCAGCCUCCUCUGGCACCCGAUCUCGCUCAUCGUCUUCCUCGUGAUGAUGGCGCUGUGGGUCCUGCUAUACUUCCUCCGCGACGAGCCGCUCGUGGUGUUCGGCCGCCUCAUCAGCGACAAGGUGGUGCUGAUCGUGCUCGCGGUGCUCACGAUCUUCGUCCUUCUGUUCACCGGCGCGACGACGGAGAUCCUGAGCUCGCUGCUCGUGGCGGUGGUGGUGGUGCUGGUACACGCCGCCCUGAGGAGGACCGACAAUUUGGCCCCCGAUGAGGAAGCCGCAGGUCUGCUGAGGUCAGCCAGUCCGCCUUCCUCUUGAUUUUUUCUUUUUUUUUUUUCGGUUCGUUUUGGUUCGUGUUUACCCUCUUCCGUUCCACUGUUUCUGGUGAAUUGAAAAAACCAUUGAUCGUAUCGAAUCGUAUCAGGUGAUGAUAUCUGUUGUUGUUGACUUUUGGAAAAUUUUUGUAAUUCUGUUGUAUGCGUGAGAUGUAUUUAUUCAAUAACUAUCUCAAUUUAUUUUUCUUGAUAAAGAGUUUGAGUUCAAAA